Messenger RNA from Lasiodiplodia theobromae, 1770 nucleotides. RefSeq lists its product as uncharacterized. Lineage: Eukaryota; Fungi; Ascomycota; Dothideomycetes; Botryosphaeriales; Botryosphaeriaceae. The transcript is spliced from 4 exons. The coding region runs from base 1 to 1770 and encodes 589 amino acids. The record is from RefSeq and is a predicted model, not a curated record.
AUGACUACGGCCGUCGAGGCGAAGUCGUUGUCGGCGCUGACGACCCUUGCCUCAAACCCUCCCCGCUAUCCGCGCAAUCCCACGCACGAGAGGCACGAGCCGUUGGUGCUCUACAUCGAGCGCGUUCCCGGCAGCAAAGGCGAGUGUUAUGUCUUCCUAACACCGAUGAAACCCCGGGAGAAGGUCGUGACGGCCGAGGACGUCCAGAGCUCGCUGUAUUACCUGCACUUUGACGCCCCCGAAGACGAGGAGUUCAAGGCGUACGUCCAGGAGACCGACCCCGCCUUGUACGAGCAGACGGUUGGGCCGCCGGCGAAAGACUCGACGCCCAUCAUUCGCAAGCCAGUGCGGCGGCCCCUGCCCUCGCUCCCACCUGACGCCGCGGCUCCAGCCCUUUCUUCCUCGAAUUCCCUCAAGAGAAAGCCGGUGCUGCCGCCUCCUCCGUUGUCAAUCAAGAUAGAUGCCGAAAAUGCCCAGCACCAGCACCAGCCCGUCCAGCCAACGAUCCCCUCCGGCCCGAUUUCUCAUCGGCGGGGCCGCUCGACGGAGCUGCCCGACACGCAGCAAGAGAACCUGAGGCCUUCCAUGCAUGACCGUCGCCGAUGGUCCGCCCAACCGCCCGCUCGGGGGCCUUCGCCGAUGCGGCAAAAAGCCGAGCUUCCCUUCUGGAUGCAGGAUCAGCCCAAAAGACGGAAGAGCCCCGCGAGGAGUCCCGCGAGGAGCCCCGCGAGGAGCCCCGCGAGGGAACCACCCGAAUCGCCCUACCCGAGCAAGCCCAGCUUUGACGGACGCCCUGAAUCCGGCCUCUUCUCGCCUGGUGCGGGAACGCCCAACCAGGGCAUGUCGUUGACCCUCAUCAGGCGCGAUCCCGCAUCGGGAGCUCAGUGGAACGUCGGCAAAGUCAAGGAUCCCCCUAGUUUCGACAUCUACUCGGACAACCUCGGCCGCCCCGUUCAGGAAAGAGUGAGGAAACCGGGCGCCCCGCUGUACAUUGACAUCAAUAAUCCGGGCUAUUCCAAGUUCCUCUUCAACCCCGACCUGUCUUCGCCGAGGAGGAGCGAGGACAGCGUGAGUUCGUUCCUGAGCGGCCAGGCGGGCUCCAGGAAUUCCCUCCAGAGCCCGACGGCGCCGACGCCCGUGGACACGACCUUUCGCAGGAGGAUGUGGUAUGAGGGUGCGAGGUACACUGCCGACUAUUUUGGCCACAAGAAGACCCUAUCCCACGAGUCCAACUUGGGCGUUCCCGGGGAGAGAAGGCCGGGCUAUAGGGGGUACGUGUUUGAAAGCCCGUGGAAUGGGCGGUGCGAGUUUGUCACCGGUGGCGCUGGGGAUUCUCUCAAGUGCCGACACAUACUCCCCGUCACAAACGCAGCAAUCCAGACGCCGGAAGCCGUCACGGUCAGCGAGCUUCGCUUCAAUCUUCCCACCAUGCGUGGCCAGCCAGCAAACGCCGAGGAGCGGACGUCCAAGCGCGCGUCUUUGUUCCACCGCAAGAGCGCACAAUCAGUCUCGUCGGUCGGGCCCAGCGCCGAGGAGAUCCUUGGGGGAGUGGCCAAUCUGGAUUUGUCGCUGGGGUUGGAAUAUGCGGGAGGUGGCUUCGGGGGGAAGCAGGCGAAGCUGGGGAAAUUGAUCAUUCGGGACGAGGGCCUCAAAAUGAUGGAUCUGGUUGUGGCGGCGAACAUGAGUUUGUGGUGCAGGGCGUACGAAAAGGUGGAAGCGGCGGGGCGGACGAGGCAUGAUCCCCGGCACAGUACCAUCGAUGUGGCCUAA